This is a messenger RNA of Dendronephthya gigantea, 1335 nucleotides long. RefSeq lists its product as uncharacterized. NCBI's taxonomy places the organism in Eukaryota, Metazoa, Cnidaria, Anthozoa, Malacalcyonacea, Nephtheidae. The record is from RefSeq and is a predicted model, not a curated record. The coding region runs from base 1 to 1206 and encodes 401 amino acids. The transcript is spliced from 4 exons.
AUGAAUAGGACUGGAAAAACAAAUGCUUCAAAAGGUGUAGAGAAUCAUUACAAUGAAUAUAAAGAAUUUCAUCUUUGUGAAACAGAAGCACAUAUAUGUGCAUCUUUUAUGGAAAUGUGUGGCAUGUUGAAUAUGGAAGAUCAUCCUACAUUUGAUGUACCUGAUGACAGUGUCACAAGAGAAAUUCAAAGAAAAUGGUUGAUGGAGACAUGUGCAAAAUUUGUUGACAAGUAUGUGAUGCAAGUGGAUGUGAACACAUUGGUUCAGAAAAUUGAAAAAUUUGAUGAACAGAAUAGAGAAAUAGAGGUGAACCGUUCUCUGGGUUUCGUGUGUAGAGUACCUGGAUGCAAAGUAAAAUAUAUCAGCCAUUCAAACAGGGUUAAGCAUGAAGUUACAGCACACAAAAUAAUUAAACAAGUGUAUGAAGAAAGUGGUAUGGAAAGAGAUGAAUUUGGUUACUAUUACUGUAGAUGGGGACAUGAAAUUGGAAAGCAUUCCCAAGUAUUUGAUUCUGACUCAACCCACUCAAUUGAAAUCAAUGAAAGUCAAGAGGAGGACAAUCUUUACAAUUACCACUGUGCUAAGUUAACGUUUGGACUCCUUCUAAUGGAGUUCAAUGAUGGAAUAAAAGAGGGUGAUGGGGAAAGACUUAUUGAUGUGUAUAAAGUGGCACUCCUUCUAUUCAAAGAACAUGGCAAGACCAAGUAUGCAUAUGAAGUGCUUUUGUUACUUGUUAAGAUUAAUGGCAUUCUUUCAAAAUAUGAUGCACACAACUUGAAGUGGAACAGGUUUUUUAACAAGCAUGGAAUAAAGGGAGGAAACAUUCCCUUAGAUUUAAGAAUGGAGCAACUGAACAAGAUUGUUAAAACCUUGUGGAGAUCUCUAGGUGCAAACCUAAAUGAGGCAUCCGCUGCAAGGCUUGCUAACACUGUCGAUGAGAUGGAAGCAAUUCUUGAUGAAAUAGACCAGGACUGUGACCUUGCUUCUAAUAUUGGUUACAGAUCCAAAGGCAAGCCUGAAGUUGCUGUAGCCCAAGUUACUAAGGAUCUUGUGAAAAUAAAUGCUUUCAAAUUUUGCAAAGGCAGAAAAGGUCACCCAACAUUUGCAAACUUCCCAAAAACACUUCUUGGAAGAUUGAACUAUAGGGAUUUACAUGCAUGGUUGAAAGGUCAUAUCAAAACAUGGGAUUCUGCCUAUAGAGAUUAGAAACAGCCUGAACACAAGACAGUUUGAAAAUCAUUCUAUAUUUUUUCACUAUGUAUUUAUAUGUACUCAAAUUUCCAAUGUAAAUAGGUGCACAAUCAGUCAGAAAUUAUACUUAGACAAUUAAAUAAA